Messenger RNA from Caretta caretta (loggerhead turtle), 4294 nucleotides. It is a transcript of the gene CHSY3, whose product is annotated as chondroitin sulfate synthase 3. The record is from RefSeq and is a predicted model, not a curated record. Gene Ontology annotation, molecular function: glucuronosyl-N-acetylgalactosaminyl-proteoglycan 4-beta-N-acetylgalactosaminyltransferase activity. NCBI's taxonomy places the organism in Eukaryota, Metazoa, Chordata, Testudines, Cheloniidae. Gene Ontology annotation, cellular component: Golgi cisterna membrane.
GCUGAGCGGUGGGAGGGGCGGGGAGGGACCAGCCGCGGCGGUGACAAGGUGCCAGCAGUGGAGGGGCCGCCGCCGCCCGGCUUCUCGCUGCCGCCGCCGCCGGGAGAAGUUUCGCUCCGAGCAACAGACGCCAGCAGCCGCCGUCGGAGCGGGAGGAGGCGCCGGGGCCGGGCCGCCAGGCACUAACUCGGCACGGGGACCCCGGCAGCAGCCUCCUCGCCCCGCAGCUCGUGUGCGGGACCCUCCCGCCCCGGAGCCGCCCCGCCCGCCCGCCCGCACCAUGGCAGCGCGGUCCCGCAGAGCCUGGCUGAGCGUGGUGCUGGGGCUGGUGCUGGGCUUCACCGCCGCCUCCUGGCUCAUCGCCCCCAGAGUGGCCGAGAUGAGCGAGAGGAAGAGACGCGCCUCCAGCCUUUGCUCCUACUACGGCCGCGCGGCGGGGGGCGCCCGGGCGCAGCAGGAGGCGGCGGCGGCGGCCGUGCUGGGGGGCACCGGCUUCAGGAGCAGCCCUUGGGAGCUGCAGCCGCAGGCGGAGGGGGGCACCGUCCCCAGCCCUGCAGCCGCGCCCGGCGGGGACGGGGAGCCGGAGGAGGAGGAGGAAGCCGGGGAGAAGCGGAGCGGCAGGCACCGGAGCAGCCACAACGGGAGCGGAGACUGGGGGGGUCCCGCGGGCUGUGCCAAGCCCCGCAACUUCCUCUACGUGGGGGUGAUGACGGCCCAGAAGUACCUGGGCAGCCGGGCGGUGGCGGCGCAGCGGACCUGGGCGCGCUUCAUCCCCGGCAGGGUGGAGUUCUUCUCCAGCCAGGGCUCCACCGCCCCGCUCGCCGGGCCCGGGCUGCCGCCGCUGCCGGUCGUCGCCCUGCCCGGGGUGGACGACUCCUACCCGCCCCAGAAGAAAUCCUUCAUGAUGAUCAAGUACAUGCACGACCACUAUCUGGACAAGUACGAGUGGUUCAUGCGGGCGGACGACGAUGUCUACAUCAAAGGGGAAAAAUUGGAGGAAUUCCUUAGGUCACUGAACAGCAGUAAACCUCUCUAUUUGGGGCAAACUGGUCUGGGAAAUAUUGAAGAACUUGGAAAACUCGGGCUUGAGCCUGGAGAAAAUUUCUGCAUGGGAGGACCAGGAAUGAUCUUCAGUCGAGAAGUUCUUAGGAGAAUGGUGCCACAUAUAAGUGAAUGUCUUCGAGAAAUGUACACCACACAUGAGGAUGUGGAAGUGGGAAGAUGCGUCCGACGGUUUGGUGGAACCCAGUGCGUUUGGUCGUAUGAGAUGCAGCAAUUGUUCCAUGAAAAUUAUGAACACAAUCGGAAGGGUUACAUCCAAGAUCUUCACAACAGUAAAAUACACACAGCUAUAACACUUCAUCCUAAUAAAAGGCCAGCCUACCAAUAUAGACUCCACAAUUACAUACUGAGCCGCAAAAUUUCAGAACUACGCUAUCGCACGAUCCAGCUCCAUAGAGAAAGUGCCCUAAUGAGUAAGCUCAGUAACAGUGAAAUAAAUAAGGAAGAUCAGCAGCUGGGAAUGAUGCCCUCUUUCAAUCGCUUCCAGCCCCGUGAAAGGAAUGAAGUCAUUGAAUGGGAAUUCCUGACAGGUAAGCUCCUUUAUGCUGUGGCUGAGAAUCAACCACCCAGACAAAGCAUUAAUAGCAUUCUGCGGGCAGCAUUGGAUGACACAGUGAUGCAAGUAAUGGAAAUGAUAAAUGAGAACUCUAAAUCUAGAGGAAGGCUUAUUGAUUUCAAGGAAAUACAAUAUGGCUACCGUAGGGUUGAUCCUAUGCAUGGAGUGGAGUACAUCCUGGAUUUACUGCUUUUGUACAAAAGACACAAAGGAAGAAAACUUACGGUUCCAGUGAGACGUCAUGCUUACCUUCAGCAAUUGUUUAGCAAGCCUUUUUUCAAAGAGGCAGAGGAACUGGAUGUAAGAGGCUUUGUGGAGAAUAUUAACAGUGAUAUUCAGUCUUUCUCUUUUCUUUCAAAUUCUUUAAAGAUUUUUUCAUCAUUCCAAGACACCAAAGAAAUAGAAGGACAUAGUGACAAGAAAAUACAUAUUCUUGUCCCUCUCACAGGAAGAUAUGACAUUUUCUUAAGAUUUAUGGAGAAUUUUGAAAAGACUUGUGUUAUUCCCAGGCAGAAUGUAAAGCUGGCAGUAAUUCUGUUCAGUUCUGAUUCUGGCCAAGAUUCCAGCAAACACAGAGAGUUAAUUAAAGAAUAUCAUAAUAAGUAUCCGAAGGCAGAUAUGACCCUAAUUCCUAUGACAGGAGAGUUUUCCAGAGGUUUAGGUCUUGAAAUGGCCUCAUCUCAAUUUGACAAUGACACUUUGCUGCUAUUCUGUGAUGUUGACCUGAUAUUCACACCAGACUUUCUCCAACGAUGCAGAGAUAAUACUAUUCAAGGACAGCAGGUUUAUUAUCCCAUUAUCUUUAGUCAAUAUGAUCCAAAAGUAAUAUAUGGAGGCAGCCCUCCAGGCGACAGUAACUUUGUUUUCACAAAGAAAACUGGAUUUUGGCGAGACUAUGGAUUUGGAAUCACUUGUAUUUACAAAAGUGAUCUACUGCGUGCUGGUGGAUUUGAUACCUCAAUUCAAGGCUGGGGACUUGAGGAUGUAGAUCUCUUUACUAAAGUAAUAGCUUCUGGGCUGACAGCUUUUAGAAGUCAAGAAGUUGGAGUUGUACACGUUUUUCAUCCAGUUCAGUGUGACCCAAAUUUAGACCCUAAACAAUACAAAAUGUGCUUGGGGUCCAAAGCAAGUACAUUUGCUUCUACCAUGCAGCUGGCUGAACUCUGGCUAGAAAAACAUUUAGGUGUCAGGUACAAUCGAACUCUCUCCUGACAUUCCAGCUCAUUCUGCCUUUUGGGGGGGAGUUUAUAUUGUUGUUGUUGUUUUUAUUUUACUGUCAUAUUCUUAAACUCCUCUUUGUCUUCCAAAGGGUGUAUGUUGACCUCAAAAAAGAUGAGACGGCUGUACACUAUUUCCAAUUCCUACUGAACUGAUUAGAUGUAUUACUUUCCUAUGCCCUCUAUUCAAAAUUGACCGAACUCAAGGAUAUCAAAUGAUCUCACGGAGCACAUCCAUCAUGAGACACUGCAUCAAACGAAUGUUCUCUUUGGGCUUUAGGAUGCAAUAUCAGUUUUUGUUGUAUUUGUCAAACUUAAUGUGAUACAUAUAUUUACUGGUGAAGGUACCACAAAAGUGCUUUAUGCUUCCUCUGGGGAAGGAACUCUGUAACAUAAACUUGAGUUUUAUAAUUUAUACAAGGACUUAUAUAUAUAUAAACACUACUUUUCUUCAUCUUAAGAAUUUUUAAAGUAAAUUAAUAACUAUGAUUGUACCUUUAUUUUUAAAAAAAAGAAAAACUGAGGAGUGUCUUUCCAAGUGCAACUGGUACUGGCUACCGAGGUCCUUAAAAGUCUUAUUGUAAUAAUGCGCUCCUCAUUAUUGUCUGCUCUGUGCGAAUGAACUUUAUUUUCUCAAGGGAAUGUGAUUUAAUCAAAUACUCAUGUACAUUUUAGAAGCUUUGUGAAAAAAUGUCCUUCAUUUGCUGGCAAGAAGAAACUAUGACAGAACAUGAUUAUUUAUAAUAAAGUGUAGACAUACAGUAUUCUUUUUCAAAACAUAGAAUAAGUUGCUGUGUCUCUUUUUAAAAUGAGUCUCUAAUAUAUACAUGAUUUUCUUUUACGUUCCUUUAAUAAAGCUGCACUUGAUACAAAGGGUGACAAAAGGUUAAUUAAAAUUGCCUUUUUUUACAUUUGUGCAUUAAUAUUGGUAUUCAGAAACCAACCAUUGUAAAAUUUCAAAAAUUGUAAAAAAAAAAUUAUUUAAGUAUGAACAUUUCUACUGCUGGUCAAAGUUCCUUGCCAGUAUAUUUAUACUAGUGGAAGUUAUAGGACUGUGUUAAGAUUUAUCUUUCUGGACAGCCUGAAAUUGUCAUAUUAUGGAUCUGUGGAAUACUUAAAAUGAAACCAACAUAAGAAACAAUAAAUAUAAAGUCAAUUUUUAUACUUAAGUUUUUUGUAUAGGGAAAAUAUGUAAUCAUUUUAAACAUACAUGUUUUCUCUUCAGGUGGUGUUUUCUUGCACAGGUUUUCUUUUUUCCUUUUUGUUUUUGACACACAUUUAGAAUAUUUUGCUCAGAGUCUUUGGUAACAACUCACAAAGUAUACGAAACCAUCAGAUUUUAGCCAAUCUUGAGUUAAUAUGUUGGAUGGAUGUAAUAACUAAUGCAGUUGACUUCAGACUAUAUUGCAAGAAGAGCUGGGCAAAUGAUGCAAAUAAAAAUUCCUCAAGUAUUUGUUCA